AUGUAUGUACUCUUUCGAAGAAAAGAAAAGGGCAAUGUGACUAACAUUCUUAUUGCCAAUCUAGCCUUCUCUGACAUUCUUGUAGGAAUCUUCUGCUUACCCUUCACUGCUGUCUACACCAUCAUGGAUUACUGGAUGUUUGGUCGGUGCUUAUGCAAGACCACCAAUUUUGUCAUGUGUGCAUCAGUUACAGUAUCAAUCAUGAUCCUAGCCCUCAUUGCUUUGGAAAGACACCAACUUAUCCUGCACCCAACUGGAUGGAAACCUAGUGUCAUCCAAGCUUACAUAGCUAUACUACUUGUUUGGGGUGUGGCUUCUCUUCUAGCUGUGCCAUUGGUCAAUGCUGUAGAUUUGACAGAUGGCAUUCACAAAAAUAUUUCAAAUGUUUUGGACUCACUUGCAGACAAGUCUGUUUGCUUGGAGAAGUGGACCUCUGUUCAGGAGAGGAGAGCAUACACUGUGACAAUUUUGCUCUUGCAGUAUGUCGUGCCACUUUGCUUCAUAAUAUGUUGCUACCUCCGGAUAUCUGUGUAUUUGCGCCGUAGGGAAGGUCUGUUAGGAAGGAGCUAUAGCCACAUGAGAAGAAUCAACAUUAUGUUAGGGUCCAUGCUUGGAGCAUUUGCCAUUUGCAAUUUGCCACUUCAUAUUUUUAAUAUUAUUGUGGAAUGGAACCACCAAUUGAUUUCUGUGUGCUACCACAACCUUAUCUUCUCCUUGUGUCAUUUGUUAGCCAUGAUUUCGACUUGCAUCAAUCCUGUCAUCUAUGGUCUCCUUAAUAGUAACGUGAAGCAAGAAGUAAAGUUAUUGGUUGAGAGGUGUGUAGGGCGGACACAGAGGCGGCCUAAAAACCCAGGAAGAACCAGAAAAGCAUCCUCUUGCCAUCAAAUGUGGUUCAGCUUUGCCUGGUUCUCCAAGUUCAGAUCAUGGAAGAAAUGUGUGUUAAGAGGCAGCAUAUGA
Molecule: messenger RNA, 957 nt
Organism: Staurois parvus
Lineage: Eukaryota; Metazoa; Chordata; Amphibia; Anura; Ranidae
Source: the annotation of a GenBank genome assembly